Racocetra fulgida is the source of this 370-nucleotide messenger RNA. The record is from the annotation of a GenBank genome assembly. Lineage: Eukaryota; Fungi; Glomeromycota; Glomeromycetes; Diversisporales; Gigasporaceae.
AUUGCAGAUGAAUUAAUUCUGACAAUACUUAAAACGUGUGAAAACCAUUAUGAAGCAUGCGAAUUAGUCAAGUCAGAAUCUAAUCAGUUACCUAAAGUAAAGGAAAUGAUAGAAGAGAUGGCAGUUUCUGCAGAGAAAAUGAUUGACGAUUUUGCAAAAGGCAACGAAGAGUUAGAAUUCGAAGAAUGGAAGCAACAACAAGCCCUUUUGUUUAACCAACAUGUCAAUGAAAAAAAAGUGCUUUAUCGACAACAUUAUGAAGAGUUCAUGGCCAAUCAUCAGGUUCAGAGGAUACAGCUUUACCAAGCUAAUUUUGAAGCGCAAAUGGAAGAUUAUCGAAAUCGAAUAAUAGAUCCUUCUAUGUUUAAUG